AAAUGAAAUGUGUAUGUUUUUUAUUUUCUUGUGUGAUUGCAGAUACUCUUUGGUCGUGUACUGUCCCAUGGAUUUCUCGAAAUUCCCCUUUGAUCACCAGAAAUGCGCUCUGUCGAUAUCCAGCUUUGCGUGGAAGGAAAACGACUUGAUUUUAGCUUGGAAUUACGAAGAUCCUGUUCAUUUUACCGAACGUGUCGACUCGAUGCUGCCGUUUUUCAAGUUGCGAAAUUACAACACGACUGCCGGUGAUAAGGAAACGCAAACUGGUGAGUUUCAAUCCAUAUAUUUAAUACACUCAUUGAUUACUGAAGAAUCACAGAACAAAUUUCACAUGCAACACCAUAAACUGUAA
Messenger RNA from Nicrophorus vespilloides, 352 nucleotides. RefSeq names its product glutamate-gated chloride channel-like. Gene Ontology annotation, biological process: monoatomic ion transport. Bases 8 to 352 code for a protein of 114 amino acids. Gene Ontology annotation, molecular function: extracellular ligand-gated monoatomic ion channel activity. The transcript has 2 exons. The record is from RefSeq and is a predicted model, not a curated record. Gene Ontology annotation, cellular component: membrane. Lineage: Eukaryota; Metazoa; Arthropoda; Insecta; Coleoptera; Silphidae.